AUGGAUGUUUUGCAGGUUCAGGAAAACUCCCCAGCUCAACAAGGAGGACUGGAACCUUUCUUUGAUUUCAUCAUUGCGAUAGGACACACUAGGCUUAAUAAAGAAAACAAUAUGUUGAAAGAUCUGCUGAAGGCAAAUGCUGAAAAAGCAGUGAAGCUCGAGGUGUAUAAUAUCAAAACAAUGAAAAUAAGAGAGGUGGAGGUGAUCCCCAGUAACAUGUGGGGAGGACAAGGUCUUCUUGGAGCCAGCGUGAGGUUCUGCAGUUUCCAGGGAGCCAGUGAACAUGUGUGGCAUGUUUUGGAUGUUGAACCUGCAUCUCCUGCAGCUCUCGCUGGUCUCCAGCCAUACACUGACUACAUUGUUGGAUCUGAUCAGAUUCUUCAGGAGUCAGAGGAUUUCUUUUCACUGAUUGAAUCCCAUGAGGGGAAGCCGCUGAAGCUGAUGGUUUACAACACUGAGGCAGAUUCCAUUCGAGAGGUAGUUGUGACUCCCAAUGGAGCUUGGGGUGGAGAAGGAAGUUUAGGAUGUGGUAUUGGAUAUGGCUAUCUGCACAGAAUUCCAACACAGUCUAUAGCAUCGAACAAAAAGCCAGAAAGCAAACCGCCUUCACCCUUACCAGAAGCUGCAACUCCUGUACCAUCUACUAAUGGUUACACAGAGACUCCCUUAUUGGCACCUGCUUCUCAGGGUGACAACUCUGAAAUACUGAUGAACUUGGACCAUUCCACAGAUCAAGAAAUGAGCGGUUAUUCACCAGAGAGCUCCCUUUCUCCUCCCCCCCCUCUCCAGAGAGUUAUGGAUCCAGGAUUUCUAGAUAUGUCUGGUAUUUCAUUGCCCGAACUCACCGACAUAACAAAAGUGUCCAACAUGUCUUCAUCUGCCUCUUUCAACAUGCCAGCAGCAGAUGCUUUAGUAGGCACUGAAAAGUUCAUGUCAAACAAUGAAGCUUCUGCUUAUUUUGAAAAUGCCAUAGCUUUGGACCCUGGAGAUGUAACCAUGUAUUCUGAAAGCUCAGUCAAGCCGCCCGGGAUGGACAGCCUGCUGCCUUCACUUCCAGCUUUACCUUCGUUUGCUCUUCCUAGUGAAAUUUCUUCAAAAACACUAGGAGCUGAUCCCGAUAACCAAGAAACAACGCUGCUCUUAAACAGUAUUGAGACCUCGUUAACCGCUACUCCGGUGAAACCAGAGGAUGAAGCAGCAUGUGAACACAAAGAAGAAGAAGCUGCUCGAGAUCAGGAGUGA
This is a messenger RNA of Pterocles gutturalis (yellow-throated sandgrouse), 1242 nucleotides long. RefSeq names its product golgi reassembly stacking protein 1, 65kDa (gene GORASP1). Gene Ontology annotation, cellular component: Golgi apparatus. NCBI's taxonomy places the organism in Eukaryota, Metazoa, Chordata, Aves, Pterocliformes, Pteroclidae. The transcript has 8 exons. Gene Ontology annotation, biological process: Golgi organization. Gene Ontology annotation, molecular function: protein binding. The record is from RefSeq and is a predicted model, not a curated record. Bases 1 to 1242 code for a protein of 413 amino acids.